CGCUUCAACAUACUGUGGGGAGGGGUACGAAGUGAAGUACUUUUGUCAUAUUUUUGCUGAGUUUAAAAAAAGAUUAUUGUGUUUUGAUUAUUUCUGGGAAGACCUGCGACUGACUCCGAUCUUCUUCGCUUCUUAUUCUACACAAUAAGGAUGGACUGUACUGGAACAGAUACGAAGUGAGGGAUAGAGGGAGCAGGAAAAAACUGAAGCAGUUCAACAAAGACAGCGUACUUGUCACAGACAUACACUAGACGUCAUGUCCACCACAAUCAAGCAGGAGAGGACCAUUUGUGUUCUCCUCCCAAACAAAGCACAGCUGGACAUCACUGUCGGGCUAAAGUCCACAGGGCAGGAUGUGUUUAAUCGUGUGGCGGAGCUUCUUGGAAUCAAAGAGCUCCACUUCUUUGGCCUCACAGUGGUGAAAGACAAUGAGCACAUAUUUUUAGACAUGGAGGAGAAACUGACUAAGUACUUUGCGAAGGAAUGGAAGCAAGAACCAAGAAAGGGCUUACAUAAGAGACCCUUGCCUCUAGUGCUUUUUCUGAAAGUACAGUACUACGUAGAGAAUGGUAGACUCUUAUGUGAACGAAAGGCACGGCAUCUUUACUACUCAGACCUGCGAGAGCGAGUGCUUCGCUCUGAAUGUCGUCAGCAGGAGGAGGUGUACUUCCAGCUGGCAGGUUACGCCUUGCAGGCUGACCUCGGUGACCACCCGCUGCCUAGGGAGGGUAUGGAGGUCACCCCUUAUUUUGAACCUAAGGAAUACUUUCCCCCCUGGAUCGUAGCGAAACGUGGAGUGAACUAUCUGCUCUGCCAUGGCCCCAAGGUACAUCAGGAGCUGUGGGGCAUGUCUACUCGUGAUGCAACCCUCCUCUUCAUCAGAGAGUCAUGUCAACUGGAGGACGUACCCGUCAGGUUUUACAGAUUGCAAAAGGACAAAAAGGAGGAGAGAGGAACAGCAUUGCUCGGUUUGACCCUGCGAGGAAUGCAAGUUUAUCAGGAGGUGAACAACAUACGCCAGCUGCUGUAUGACUUCCCCUGGUCAAAUGUGGGACGUCUUACCUUCCUGGGUAAGAAAUUCGAGAUCCAGCCAGAUGGCUUGCCAUCAGCCAGGAAGCUGGUUUACUACACUGGGUCAUCGUUCCGCUCUCGCCACCUCCUCUUGCACCUGAGCAGCAGCCAUCAGCUCUACCUCAGCCUCCUGCCUGCCCUGAAACACCUACGCCAGCUGGAGGAGAGCAAAGAGAAGAAGUGUUACCGAGAAUCAUACAUCAGUGAUGACCUGGAUUUGGACCCCCCAGGCAGUGAAAGCAGCCCUGGCCUGUCCCGACACUCCACCAGCAGCUCUGGAAUUGAAGCAGAUGCCCGCCAACAUAGCAUCUAUGCUGAAAUGGCCUCCAUGGAGGAGGAAGGUCAGUUGCAAGCAGAGAAGUGUUUCAGCUCAGCAGUCAGCCAAGGCAGCUCCUGUACCUCUGGGUUCGACACAUGUAGCAAGGCUCGAAUAGAAGAUGAAGGGUGGCAAGAGGAAGAGAUCAAGACUAGUGUUGGAAGUCCAGAGGAGGUUCUUGUCGAUGAUCCCGAUGAGAUGUUCCAGUUGGCUGAUCUUCUUGAAGGAGUGUCAGUAGAUUGUGCAGAAAUAUCCUCAGACACUCACUCACCAGAAAACAAAGGGUGUCCCCCAGACAGUGAUAAAGAUUCCAGGAAAUUAUAUAACAACGAUUUGUUGAAACAGAUUCUAAAAUCAAGAGCACAACUUUGUGUGGAUCGACACAGUCACAGUCUAGAUGAUGUCCGUCUGUUCCCACCUCCUGCACCCCUGGGAAUGACACUCCCACCUGAUUCCUCUCACAGCUACACCUUUGGGCUUCCAGAUGUCUCAACAAACACUAAGACCUCUGUUGAGCACAGUUAUUACCCCCUUUUGCACUGUCAAGCCAAGCCUUCCUUCUAUGGCCGCAGGUCUACAAACUGCGUCUCCCUGGACAUGCUGGGUGAUGAACAGUUCCUGGAAUUCAUACUUUAAAUACAUUAAGUGCUGAUGAACACUCCUGUUUUCUUCCUUCAGUGACAGUGCAACAUAACUCGCAGAUUGCCAACAAAUAAAUUCCUUAGUGUUUUCUGUGAUGAGGAAUGUGUGUAUUUGAAAUUGCAGGGAGACAUCACUGAAAAUCACAAGAUCCUGCAUUUUUCUUCCAAAAGUUGGGGAUUAGAUAAGAGAUCUAACUCAGCAACAUUUCAAUUAGUAAACAGAGCGUAUUUAUUAAUGUUGUAUACAUAUUGUGUACAUAUUACUUGCACUAUUUUAUUACAUUUCAGCCUUUCUAAGCAAAAACAUAUCUAAUCAAGUUUUAUUGUCUUUUGUAAAGUUCACGCUUUUUAAACAUUCUUUCAAAUGUCUUCAUAGGUUAAUGUCAAGGGCAUAAAAGUUGCACCACGCAGCCAUGUGCUGCAUUAGGUGCUCAUACAAUGUGGCUUGCCUUCCUUGUUAUUAACCUGUUUAUGUAAACUUGUAAAUUUCCUUGUUUUAUUCAGGAGAGUCUCCAGAAGCCAUGGUGCUAAUGUUUGUGCUCCUGUAUUUCUUUUAUCAUUUUUUUAAAGUCAUAUUUUACUGUACACUUUUCUUUUGGAUAGUGUGCUCUGUCAUGCUUUACCCAUUUGUCUUCCACAGCAAUGUAGCUACUGAUGUGGAAAAUUGAACCUCUUUACAACUGGCAGUGGUACAAGAUGCGUUACGACCCACUGUCGUAAUUAUAACAGAAAAGUAUUAUUUGUGAAGCACUAUUUCUGUAAUCAGUAAGUGAAUAAUGAAUCUGCAGUAUUUUUGUAUUAUGUAACCCCCAAACAAAAAGCCUUUCUGUUUUUUCCCCCUUAGACAGUAUUGUCACUGUUCUGUACAUGAUAAUUCAUAUGCAAAAACAUUGUGUCUUUAGCCAAUAUGAGCUAAGCAGGAAAGAAUGUCAGUCAUUACCCAAUGCCAAUAAUGUAUAAAACAACACUGUUAAUAACAAUACUUCAUUUUUAUCUACAGCACUGUUUUUUUUUUUUUUUUUAUGAUGAUGAAAAUAAAUUCUUAAUGCUACUAAAUGAA
Messenger RNA from Stegastes partitus (bicolor damselfish), 3088 nucleotides. Its product is annotated as FERM domain-containing protein 6. Gene Ontology annotation, biological process: positive regulation of hippo signaling. The coding region runs from base 257 to 2023 and encodes 588 amino acids. The record is from RefSeq and is a predicted model, not a curated record. The transcript has 14 exons. NCBI's taxonomy places the organism in Eukaryota, Metazoa, Chordata, Actinopteri, Pomacentridae. Gene Ontology annotation, cellular component: cytoplasmic side of apical plasma membrane; cytoskeleton.